UGAUAAAUACAUUUUAUUUAUUUAUUUACCAGUAUCCACUUCUGCGCUUAAUUUAGAGCGGUUGUUGAAUCUCACACAGUGGAACGUUUCGCUUCUGCGGAAGGGAACAAGCGCGGAAGGGAAAGCCUGCAGGAGUGCAAACCCGGACAGACUAAACGGGUACACCAGCUGGAUACAUGUGAGGGACAGUGUUGUCGCGGAUACUGAGAGAUGCAGCGGCUUUACGUUGGCGGGUUGAGCCACACAAUCACUCAGAAGGAUCUCAAGGAUCGGUUCGGAAAGUUUGGACAAGUGGAGGAUGUGGAGCUCCGGACCAGGACGGACGACGAGGGUGUUCCUUACAAAACCUUCAGCUAUAUUAACAUCAACAUUACAGACGCCGACCUAAAGAAAUGUAUGACAGUGCUAAACAAAUCCAAAUGGAAAGGAGGAACUCUGCAGAUAGAAACAGCUAAGGAGAGUUUCCUACACAGACUGGCUGAGGAGCGGCAGAUGGCCGAGCAGCAGCGCCUCCUGCAGCCCGCAGUGGAGGACCAGAAGCAGAAGAUGCUGGACUCCCUGAGCAAAGCCGGCGUGGAAAACUUCACCAUGAAGGCUGCGGUGCCCGGGACAGAAGUACCAGGACACGAGGACUGGGUGGUAAGUAAAUUUGGACGCGUGCUGCCUGUGCUGCAGCUCAGGUCUCAGAAAGGCAGCCGAGUUCGAACCCUGAAGUACGACCCGUCCAAAUACAGCCACAACAUACGCAAGCUGGACCGCUCCUCCGCGGACCAGCCUGCCUCAGACCUGCCCAUCCCUGUGAGUCAGCUGACCUGGGAACUGGAGGGAGGGGAUGACGACAUCAGCAAGAAAAGGCGCGGAGAGUUUCCCGCAUACGAGCCGCCGAGACGCAAGAAGAGCAAGGCAGACGCCGUAAACUUGCAGAAAGCUGAGGGCAGAACCAGAUUGAAGCAGACCAUUGACUCUCCUGCUCACACCGAGGCUACUCAGGUCAUCAACGGACAUAAACCCCCCAGCAUAGUCAGACCAGCUCAGAGGAAGGGGCCGCCUCUGACUUUCAGUGACAUCGAUUCAGACGAGGACAUCCGCAGAAUUGUGGCAGUCCAGAGCACCUCCCAUGAUGCACUGCAGCAGGAAGAGGACGAAGAUAAACUGGAAGUCGUCGGACUGGAUUAUUUGGUGACGCCGGGCCGUGCUCGUCAGCAGAAAGGAGGUCAUGGUGAUGAAGAGGAGAAUGACUACGACUCUGCAGACACAGAUGAACUGUUGGCCUCCAGGAAACCUCCUCCUCCGCCUCCUCCUCCUCGUUCUUCUUCUCCUCCUCCCCAGGAGAGACUGACCCUCACUGCAGGAAGCAUCUCAGGGAACAACACAGAGAAGAAGAGAAAGACAAAGAAGAAAAGUAAAGCUGCAGAGGAAGAGGACGAUUCUACAGAUGCUGAAGAAAAAUCCACUCAGAAGGGAGGGGAUUCUGGGAAAUGUAGUUCUAAGAAGAUGAAAGUCCUCCCUGUUGUAAAACCAUCUUCCUCAGAAUCAGAAAGUAAUGAUGAGGAUGAGGAGAAGUGUCAAUCUGCUGAUUCCAGUUCAGAUUCUGAUUAUGAAGCCAUGUUUUCUAAUGUCACUCGUCUGGAGAUCUCCCUGGCUGAUCUGCAAAAGCUAGCUGAAGAGUUCCAGGAGACCUCUGAGACUACAGCUCCCAGCAGCCUCAGCACCUCUGAAAAAGAAACUAAGACCCCAAAGAAGGGCACCACGCCGGAGGAGAUCCUCGCCGCCCUCAUGCAGGACGACAGCAGCGAAGAGGAGGAGGAGGAGCAGCAGCAGCAGCAGAAGAAGAAGAAGAAGAAAAGAAAGGACGCUACAAUGCAGCUGCUGCCGGCCUUCAUGGGGACGAAGGCGCUGAAUGAGGGGUCAGAAACAGAAGAGAGACAAGAGGAAGAAGAAGGAAGUGAGGUUAAGAAACUAAAGUUGGACCACAAAGCAACAGGCAGCAAAUUGAAUGGACACAAACACACUGAAUCAGAGUCUACAGAUAGCAGUGAUGAAGAGGAGGAAGACACUGAAGAGCCAAAUAAAAAGGUGGAAUUGUUGAAGAACAUGACUGAGAAAGUUGAAUCAGUUUCCUCCUCCAGCAGUGAGGAGGAGGAGGAGGAGGAUGAAGAAGAAGAGGAGGAAGAACCGGAGAAAAAGGGAAAAGUGUUUAAGAACAUGGCUGAAAAAGCUCACUCCUCUAGCAGCGAUGAAGAGGAGACAAAGGCAAAUCAGACUGUUCUUACAUCUAAAGCUGCAGCAGCCUCAUCUUCAUCCUCCAGCUCUUCCGAUGAGGACGACGAGGAAGAGAUAAUUCCUGCUAAAAAUGCAGUGAAAGCAGCACCUCCCCCUGCUUCUCACAGUGAGUCCUCCAGCGAGGAAGUGGAGGAGGAGGAGGAGAAAAAGCAGGCUCCUCUCCGGGUCCCGUUAGGAGCUAAGGAAGAAGAGGAGCGCCAGAGGAAGGCCAAUGUGAGGAGGCUGGCAGCCGUCCAGCAGAGGCAGAAAGAGACGGAGGAACACAAGAAGCUCAUCCAGGGAGCGCUGGCCAACCUGGAUGCUCCAGCAGCAGGAGCAGGGAAACACAUCGUCUUUGGCUCUGAUGAUGAGGAGGCUGAUGAUGAGAAGCAGACAACUUCAGAAGCCAUAACGCUAAAGAAAACGCUGUUCCAGGACAGCCAAUCAGAGGACGAGGCACCAGGUCAUAAGAAGGCCACAACAAAAGAAAAGCCGUCGGGCACCAAGCUGUUUGGCGGCGAUGAGGAGGAUGCUGAUGAAGAGGAGGAUGGCAGCAGGUUUGACAUCAGGCCUGAGUUUGAAGGCAGAGCAGGACACAAGCUGAUGGCACUGCAGUCUCGCUUCGGGACGGACGAGCGUUUCCGGAUGGACUCUCGCUUCCUGGAGGAGAAUGAGUACAAGGAGGAAGAGUCAGAGAAAAAAAAGAGCGGGAUCGAGGAAGAGGAGGCUCUGGAGGAGGAGAGGAAGAAGAACCUGUCAAUCCUGCAGAGCGUCCUCGGCAGUGGCCAGCAGACCAGUAUUAGCAGCAUCACCAAGACGGCCAGCAAGGCCAAAACCUUCAGAGACGUGUCAGCGCUGCACUACGACCCCAGCAAAGAAGAACACGCUGCGUUUGAGACCAAGACGGAGGAAACUAAGAAGGAGAGUAAGGCAGCCAGGAGGAAGAAGAGGGAGGAGGCUCAGAAACUCCCGGAGGUUUCUAAGGAGAUUUACUACGACGUGUCCGGUGACCUGAAGGCCGUGUUCGGUCAGACAAAGGAGGAAGAGGUUGUUGCAGAAAAAGAGGACACAAACUGGGACCAAGAGGAACAAAAAGAAGAAGAGGAGGAAGGAGGACAGGAUGAACAGCCGACCCUCCUCUCAGCUGAUCAUGGCCCAGAGAAAGACGAGGCGUCAGGAUUUAAGUUCUCCUUCUUUGGAGAUGACGCAGAAACAGGAAGUGGCGAGACAGCAGAGUACAAGAUAGAGAGCAUCCAGGCACCAAAGGUGUCAUGGCAACAAGACCUACGUUACCAUGGCAGCAGCUCAGAUGAGGAGGAGGAGGAGCAGGAGGAAGAGAAGACACAAAGCAACGUCAUCGCCAAAACCCCAGAAGAGGAGACUCCCACAAAGACAGGUCUUUUCUUCUUCUACCUUGAAGACAGCAGACUGACCGAGGGUCCCAAGUUGUUCUGCCGCUCCUCUCAGCUGGAGGAGCAGAAGGAGCAGUGGGAGGAGAGGAGGACCGAGCUUAGACAGGAGUAUCGCAAGAAACACAAGGAUGCCCGGAGGAAGCUGAAGUCCUCUGUAAAAAGCUGAGGAUUAUGGGAGGUGGAGUCUCAUUGUUUGUGUUUCCCCUCACUGGUAUGGACUUAAGAAAUAUGGAUCUCCUUUGUGCUGUUUUGUGCCCAAAACUGUUUUUACCGUCGGCAGGAGAGACACCUAAUGGGAAAGCUCAAGAUCAUCAGAGUAUCAGAUUUACUUUUUCACCUGGGAAGUACUGACAAGUUUUGUGUUCCUAACUUCCUCUUGGUCCGUAUGGUUUGAUUUUCCUGUUGGUUUACUUCUGCAAAUAACCUUGUGGGCAAUCAGCAGAAUUAGCCAAUCACAACUGCAGAGGGCCAAUCCUGUUAAUAAAAAGGAACAGUUUAUUAACACUUUAAUAAAAAACUUAUGAGCAAACAAUGU
Messenger RNA from Eleginops maclovinus (Patagonian blennie), 4209 nucleotides. RefSeq names its product nucleolar protein 8 (gene nol8). Gene Ontology annotation, biological process: positive regulation of mRNA splicing, via spliceosome. Gene Ontology annotation, molecular function: RNA binding. Gene Ontology annotation, cellular component: U12-type spliceosomal complex; U2 snRNP; nucleolus. NCBI's taxonomy places the organism in Eukaryota, Metazoa, Chordata, Actinopteri, Perciformes, Eleginopidae. The record is from RefSeq and is a predicted model, not a curated record.